GAGCUCUGCAAGCAGGGAACGGUACAGGGGCAGAGACACAGAUACAGUAAGGAGACCGAGGCAUUAGGAAGGAGAAUCCCAGCUCCAGGAAUGAUCACACUGAGCUCCAGCACUGGGAUCAUAACCAGCCCGAAAACACAGCCUGAGAGGAUCAGCAUUAUCACCAAGAGCAGCUGUCUGGGAUCUAUACAUAUCAAUUACUUCUCAUUGUAACAGCAGAGCAUACUGUAGCCUUUCAUCUAUCAUCUGCACAUAUCUACUAGAGGAAAGGGGGAGAGCAACGUGCUGAUCCGACCGCAGUCAAACUAUUCCCUUCUGCAUCGCAUCUACCUAUAUAUUCGCCACUUUGAAUUGGGAUUAUUCUUACUGACAGACUUGAUUCUGCUUCCCUACCCCCCACCUUAAGUAUACUGAUACCCACUUCCUUCAUCUUUAUAAUCUUUCCUUCCUGCUUUCGACCCCCUGUGUCUUGUGUGUUUUAAUAAUCUCACUCUGAUUUCUAUAUAAAAAAAUCAACACCAACCCUUCCUUCUCUCUGACCCCAUCCAACACCCCCUGUUAAGAUUGGACAAACUCUUCUGUUUAUCAGCAGCAAAACUGAAACAUUAUCUUCACUAAUCAGGUGACAUCCAGUGAUUCUGCAGGGGGUAAUCCUGUAAUCGUGUUCAUCUAAUUGCAGACUACGGGAGUUUGAUUCAUAAGCAUCUUAUUGUUCCAAGUAUGCUACCCGUGAAUCAGUAAAACAAUAUCAAAUACGUCAAAAGCUGGGGCUUUAAAAAUAUUAAAUAAAUAAAAGGGAUCCUGGUGAGGAAGGCACAGCUUUACUCGGAUUUACCCAAGACUGCCUCUACACAGUGAAAGUACAGCAACAGUACUGAUUAAAUAAGAAAAAAAGAUAAUCUGGUGCCAAGUGAGGAGGACAAAGUGCCAGAAAUGAACACAAACGAUGCAAAUGCUCCGGAGGGGGGCCUCAAUGUCACGCUGACCAUACGGUUAUUAAUGCAUGGGAAGGAGGUGGGAAGCAUCAUUGGAAAGAAAGGUGAGACCGUUAAGAAGAUGCGAGAGGAGAGCGGCGCUCGAAUCAACAUAUCAGAAGGCUCCUGCCCUGAACGAAUUGUAACAAUAACAGGACCAACAGAUGCAAUAUUUAAAGCAUUUUCCAUGAUUGCACUCAAAUUUGAAGAGGAUAUUAAUGCUUCCAUGACAAACAGCACAGUGACGAGCAAGCCACCGGUGACACUGAGACUAGUUGUCCCUGCAAGUCAAUGCGGAUCUCUUAUAGGGAAAGGGGGUUCUAAAAUUAAAGAGAUCAGAGAGUCCACAGGAGCCCAGGUUCAAGUAGCAGGAGAUAUGCUGCCUAAUUCCACAGAGCGGGCUGUAACAAUAUCAGGGACUCCUGAUGCCAUCAUUCAGUGCGUGAAACAGAUUUGUGUAGUUAUGCUAGAGUCACCGCCAAAAGGUGCAACCAUUCCUUAUCGGCCAAAGCCUGCCUCCGGACCUCUUAUUUUUGCUGGAGGCCAGGUAAGAGCGGACACCAUUUUGGCCUCAGCUGGAAAUCACACCGUCCUGGCCCAACCUCAACCAGCACCUGCAUUUGCAAUUCAAGGGCAGUAUGCUAUUCCACAUCCAGACUUGACCAAGCUUCACCAGUUGGCUAUGCAGCAUACCCCUUUUACUCCCCUUGGGCAGACCACCCCUGGUUUCCCUGGAUUGGAUGCCACAUCACCGACCAGUUCCCAUGAACUUACUAUUCCAAAUGAUCUAAUAGGUUGCAUUAUCGGCAGACAAGGCAGUAAGAUAAAUGAAAUCAGACAGAUGUCAGGAGCACAGAUCAAGAUUGCAAAUGCUUCAGAAGGCAAUGGGGAAAGACAAGUUACAAUCACAGGAUCCCCUGCAAACAUCAGCUUAGCUCAGUACCUCAUUAAUGCCAGCUUAGAGAUGGCUAAACUGAGCACCCAGACUGCUUCCGUCACGACCCCUGUUGACCUGAACAUGAACCUCUCUCAGUCUACCACCCCUUCCUCCACCCCCACCUCUAUGGCUGUGUUGGCGGCAGCUGCUGCUGCCUCCGCGGUUAACGUCAAUUCCCCUCCCCACCUACAAACUUUACCGACCACCCACUAUGCUGUUCCUGUCUCCAGUCUGCUUGGCAUGAAAACUGUCCCACUCCUGGCACUAAAUGCAGCGGCCACUGCGGGGGCCACUGGGAAUUUACCUGCUUAUACUGCCAAAAUUUCAUCGACGAGUGGGGUUAAGAAAUCUGACCGACAGAAGUUUGCUCCAUAUUGAAUGGAUGAAAACAAAGCUCUACCAAGAUUCUGUGGUAGAUAAACCCAAUGGAAACAAUAUGGCAUUUACACUUCUUUUCAGUUUCAUUUCUUUUUGUUGAAUUGCAAAUGUUUAUUGUUGCCGAUUCAAUUUUUUGUCCUCCUUUCCAUGACUAUUAACCCAAAAUGCCAACUAGUUCCAACAGCUUAUGUUUUUAUCAGUUCUAUUUAUUUUAUUUUGAUAUUUUAAAAAUGUAUUUAUUUUGGCUGGGUCAGACAAGGGGAAAGUUGAGUAGGGGAAGUAUUAAGUUUAGAUAAACUGGCAUGUUUGCCUUAUACAAGUUAAGAAUUUGAAACUUUUCAAUAAAAAAGUAAUAAUGGUGUAACAAAACAUCUGAAAUGUAUUACUACAACUAAGAAUAAUAAAAUAUAAU
This is a messenger RNA of Spea bombifrons (plains spadefoot toad), 2701 nucleotides long. Its product is annotated as poly(rC)-binding protein 3-like. The coding region runs from base 934 to 2289 and encodes 451 amino acids. Gene Ontology annotation, cellular component: nucleus; cytoplasm. Gene Ontology annotation, biological process: negative regulation of mRNA splicing, via spliceosome. Lineage: Eukaryota; Metazoa; Chordata; Amphibia; Anura; Pelobatidae. The transcript is spliced from 17 exons. The record is from RefSeq and is a predicted model, not a curated record. Gene Ontology annotation, molecular function: mRNA binding.